AUGAUAGAUGAGCUCGUCUCCCACCCGUCAUUCUCAGAACACCAGUUGAGGGUUACAGAACCUGACUUGUGCGACUCCUCUGUCAAGCAAUACUCAGGGUAUCUGGACAUCGCUGAAGAUAAACACCUGUUCUUCUGGUUCUUCGAGUCCCGCAAUUCUCCGGCGGAUGCACCUCUUAUCCUCUGGCUCAACGGAGGACCGGGAUGCAGUUCAUCAACUGGUCUUCUCUUCGAGCUCGGACCUUGUAAUAUCGCCAACAACGGCAAGAGCGUCACUCACAACCCCUACAGCUGGAACUCCCACGCAAAUAUCAUCUUUCUCGACCAGCCGGUGAACGUUGGGUUUUCCUACGCUGACGACGGCACAACCGUCAGUUCCAGUCCCGUUGCCGGCAAGGACGUCUAUGCCUUCCUAGAGCUCUUCCUUAACAGAUUCCCUAAAUAUUCCACUCAACCAUUCCACCUGGCUGCCGAGAGCUACGGAGGAACAUAUGCUCCCAACAUCGCCAAUACCAUCUAUAAAGCUAACAAGGAGCUUCAGUUAACACCCAACGCUAACUUGAAGCGUAUUAACCUUGCAUCCGUCAUUUUGGCAAACGGACUCACGGACGCGUACACUCAGAUGGGUUCAGUCGCGGACUAUGCUUGUGAUGGCCCUUACCCAGUUUACGACGAUCCGGAGGGGCCCCAGUGCUACGCAUUGAGGUCCAAGAUUCCUACUUGCCAGCGUCUCAUAAAAUCGUGUUAUCAAUUUAACUCCAAGUUUACCUGUGUGCCAGCAGUCCUGUAUUGCAAUUCUCAGCUCUUUGGGCCCCUGAUGCAGACUGGCCGCAACCCAUACGACGUCAGACGCAAAUGCGACCGAGCCAAGGAUGGCGACCUUUGUUACAAGCAAAUGGGCUGGAUUGAAACCUGGAUGAACGAGCCCAAGAACAAGGUUGCGCUUGGUGUCAGCCCAGACAAAACAUUUGCGUCUUGCAACAUGGAAGUCAACCAGGCCUUCACCAUGAACGGUGACGGUAUGCAUAAUAGCGCUCUCCUCCUCCCUGAUCUCAUCAACGACGGCAUUCGCUUGUUGGUCUAUGCUGGCAAUGCUGGUAAACACCUAUUGAACUUUGUUGGCAACGAACGCUGGGUUGAACUUUUGGAAACCAAGUUCAACAAGGAAUUUUCUGAGACCAAAUCCGUACCUUGGUCAACUCUUGACUCUGGCCGCAUUGCUGGAGAAGUUCGCAGCGCGGGUGGCGGCGGUUUCACUGCUGGUAAUAUCACAUACGUCAACGUUCACGAAGCUGGACAUAUGGUACCGUUCGAUCAGCCAGAAGCUGCUUUGGACCUGAUCACGAGGUGGAUUACGGAUGUGCCACUCUCGCUCGAUAAAGCGAUUAAGGAGGCGGCGGCCUCCAUUCCUCCUCUAUAAUAGGAUGAAUUCUACGGCCUGUGAUCAUGUAGCGCGAUGUUUCGGUUUGUAACUAUUUAUCUCACGAUUGGAUAUUCA
Laccaria bicolor S238N-H82 is the source of this 1497-nucleotide messenger RNA. RefSeq names its product serine carboxypeptidase. Gene Ontology annotation, biological process: proteolysis. Gene Ontology annotation, molecular function: serine-type carboxypeptidase activity. The transcript has 6 exons. NCBI's taxonomy places the organism in Eukaryota, Fungi, Basidiomycota, Agaricomycetes, Agaricales, Hydnangiaceae. Bases 1 to 1419 code for a protein of 472 amino acids. The record is from RefSeq and is a predicted model, not a curated record. Gene Ontology annotation, cellular component: fungal-type vacuole.